Molecule: messenger RNA, 1716 nt
Organism: Penicillium brasilianum
Lineage: Eukaryota; Fungi; Ascomycota; Eurotiomycetes; Eurotiales; Aspergillaceae
Source: the annotation of a GenBank genome assembly
AUGCCUUCAUUUAAGAUAAGCUGGAUCUCCAUUUUACUCGCCCUCUUCGGUCCUACCAGUGCACAAUCUCCCAACUAUUGUCCGCUUCUUGGACCAGUCUAUCCACCCCCCACAAAUCUAUCAAACGAUCCAACUUUUGCGACAACAAUCCAGGAUAUAACUUCAAUUCUCGAUGAAGCCACCAAUAAUGGCAGUCUAUCUGAAACUUCUAUCUCUGUACAGCUAUUUGACGCCAGCGAUAUGGCCCCGUUGCUAAAUUUCGCAUACACUGCCGACAAUAUCAACAUUACUCUGGGUGUGAGCACCGUCGACCAAGACACGGUGUUCCGCGUGGGGAGUGUAUCAAAGCUAUGGACUAUGGUGCUGCUCCUGGUCGAAGAGGGUCUUUGGCCUUUCCAAGAACCCGUUGCAAGAUUUGUCCCCGAGCUGCGCGAGGCUGCUAGCAAGCUUCGGUGGGAUCCGCGUAAGAGGCGGGAUGGUAUUAAUCAUCUUGACUGGGGUGAGGUCUCGAUAGGAGAAUUAGCUAGCCAUCUGGCCGGCGUUGCCAGGGAUUACGGCGUACUUGACCUUGUGGGGAUGGCUUCUCAAAUGGAACAACUGGGUUUCCCUCCGCUCCCACAGUCUGAGAUUCCAUCAUGUGGAAAUCCGGAUCCCUGCAGCAGAGAACAAUUCUUCAAUGGACUGCUUCAAAGCCAUCCCAUUGUACCGACAUCCUCGACACCAGUGUACUCCAAUGCAGCAUUCCAGAUUCUUGCGUAUGCAUUGGAGACCAUGACGGGCCAAUCAUAUGAAGAGCUACUACAACGAGAUAUAAUUGCACCGCUAGGGCUCAAUGGAACAUACUAUAAGACACCCAGCAUAUCUCUUGGUGUGAUUCCUAAGGAUUCUGGUGAAUACUGGUGGAAAUUUGACCUCGGCGAUGAAGGACCCGCUGGGGGUAUCUUCUCAAGUACAAGGGACAUGGCAACUCUGGGCCAAGCAAUCCUGAGUAGUUCGCUAUUUCCUAAAUCAAUCACGAGACGAUGGAUGAAGCCCAUUACCCAUACAUCGUCACUGGAUUAUGCCGUUGGAGCCCCGUGGGAGAUUGUCUCGUUUGGUGACGAGCGCCCUAUCGACAUUUAUUCAAAGGCAGGCGAUAUUGGCGCCUACUCAUCCACCAUCGCUCUCUCCCCAGACCACAAUGUCGGCGUCACCGUUCUUUCCGCGGGUGCAGACGGUCACGCCAAAGUUGCUUUAGCAGCGGAUCUCAUCUCAGCCAGACUGAUUCCCGGUCUGGAGGCGAGCGCCAAAAGCCAAGCCACCACACGAUUUGCAGGAAAUUAUGCUGCGUCAAAUGGCACGAACUCUUCGAUGGCGAUCACAACAGAUGACGGACCUGGUUUGCUAGUUACGAGCUGGGUCAAUAACGGAACCAACAUGAUUGAGUCUAUGAUGACUCUUGCCGGGCAUACCCAAGAUCCGUCCACUUUCAGUAUUCGGUUAUAUCCGACUGGACUUGAAAGUCCGGGCCAGAUCUCCUUCAGAGCGUUGAUGCCUCCUACACUAUCAACGGUUGGGAAUGGACCUUUUACGUCGUCGUGUAUUGCGUGGGUCACCGUUGAUGGGAAAGUUUAUGGUAAUGUGGGGAUUGAUGAGUUUGUUUUUAAUGUCGAUGAGACGGGUAGUGUGAAUAGUAUAGCGCCUUUGGUUCUCCGUACUACUUUGUCGAAGACCUGA